AUGUACAUAAAAGAGAGUGGGUGAGAGGAAGGGGAGUGAACGGAGAACGAGUUGGACUAAGUUAUUUAGCUGAUCUUGCUGACGUCUCUUGAAAGUACUUUACCUUCUUCCUCUGUCUCUCUCUCUUAUGCACACACACACACACUUGACAAAGAAGUGCACAUGAAGUUUAAGUCUAGUCAGUGAAGUGCUGAGUCUGGAUGGUUCUGUAAAUCUGUGACCAGGCUGCUGAAUGAAAUUCUGUAGUGUGCUAAAAUCUGUCAUUGUUUGCUUGAUAAUGUUUUCAAUAAGCUGUUUCACUGAUAGAAGUAAUAAGACAGAAUUACCAUUUUAGAGAAAAAAAUAUAUAAAUAGACAACAUUCAAACACACUUAUGGUAAGUGUUAGUGCAGUCUUUAUACAUGUUAAUUCCCACUGUAGCAGUCUGAAACACACCUACAGACUAUUGCACAUGCAUGUGCACUUUCAAAUUCAUGGACACAGACACACAUUCAAGCACACUUUAAAACUUUUGUAGUCAGCAGGGUGAUUGUAGGCUUAGGCCAAGCCCCUUGAAAUGUUCCUUGUAGAGGCUAACAGUAAUUACUUUCCCAAGGGCUAGGUUGAAAUCUGAGGACUGCCUGUUAAUUCAUUCCUUGCAUGAAACUGCCCCAAGCCCUUUUUUAGUGGCCACCUCCAAAUGACUGGUUGUCAAUCAUUAUAAAACCCCACCCGUUGUCAACUUCCUGGUCAGUAACAGUGUGAUUCUUGGCUAUUGAAAUGUGUGGUUAAGGAUGCUUGAUAUAGCCUUGCUGCUUCUGUGCAAAAUGUGAAAACAUUCAUGAGUUGUACUGGAUCUUGCUCUUUAUUCUGAUAAGGAACACUGCUAAUAUUUCAGUUUUGAAAGAAACAGCAUAAAAGUUUUCAUCCUGUGUUUUUUCAUAUAUGUAUAAGGAAAUAAAUUUGGUACCUUUACAAGGGCGGUUUUAGAGGCAAACAGUGAAGGGAAGACCGUUUCUCUCUUCAAAUCCUACAUGCGAGAAAGUGGUGCCACGGUCAACAAAGUACUCCGUGCUCUUAAAGUUAUGCAGCGUGAGGACGCCCUACAAAUACUUCUGGAUGCUGUACCAGACAUUGAACAAAAGUAUUUGGAUCUACAACAUGAGUCUGAACUGGCACAUGCAGUUGAAAUAGAUGAAAAGUAUAUGUCUCCGUUGGGAUGUCAAUGCCCAAAUUCAUCUGCACCCUUCAGCAGUCAGCAUUGCUCCAGUCCAUGCUCGUCCUACAGACACCAUCAUUCUCCAUGCAGCCAUCUGUCUACCAGCUGCUGCUGCCACCAUCAUCCAGACCACCACCAACCUCCUCACCGCUUCAACACCCCAUUCAGAGUCCCCCCCACCUCCACUCACCAUCACCAGCAGGCUCCAUUGACCAUUACAACUGCCUCUAUACAGCCUUCUCUAGGGGCAAACAGAGCAGGUCCUUUAGACCUCAAAUACAACAUCAUGUCAGACCACACCAAUGCAAACCAUCUGACACCAAUCAUGUCAGACCACACCAACCCAAACCUUCUGACACCAAUGUCAGAGCUCAGCAACUAUGAUCAUGUGCCUCAACAAGCAGACCCUUCCAUUAGUGUGAGCAACAGCAAGAAGUCGCCACUGUUUCAUCCUCAGUACAUGCCUCCUGUUAACAAUAGUUUUGGCCAUCGUCAGCUUUCUGACAGCAUGGCUGUACAACCAGAUACUGAUCGCAACGAAGGGGUUCUGUGCUCAUUCUCCUCAGACGUGGAGAUGGAAGGUAACGCUGUUCGUGAAAAACCUGCCUCUUUGCCUGCUGCCAUUGCACGAGGUCUUGGUCAUGUGUCAAUGGCAUUUAAUGGACAACCGCUUGUUGGACCCAUCGGUAUGGACAUUGGAGAAGAGGAAGGUUCUUCUACCAGCUCCAAUGAUUGCUCUUCCACAGGAUCUGGCUAUCAGCUGAACACAGCUGCCCGUGCUGCUGGUACCAGUCCUGGGCACCACAAUAUUGAACGGCAAGUGUCUGAAGAGUGUAACAUGAAGCAGCCUUAUUCUGCACGAGAUGCAAUGCAAAGGGUAAGAACAUGGGAUAUCACCCAGCCAGCAAUGGUUGAUCCACAUGGAGCUAGCAGUAGGUGGACAAGUGUUGACAAGUGCAACAACAAUGGCAGUGUUGGCAGACCUACUGGAGCUGCAGGCCGUGUUGGGUGUGACAAAGAGCAGCCGACGUCAUUGCAACAGUUGGUAAAGCUGUCCAAGUUGCCAGACCACUAUAUGCCAGACACAAAGUAUAAAACAAUUGUGGCAGACCAACAGAUUGAUGAGCUUCCAAAUGGCAAAGCUAUUCAAGGUAUUAAGCAAGAAACAACUGGAGUACAGUCAUCCUGUUUAUAUGGUAACCGGUCUGCAAGCAGCAAAGGAGCUGUAUCAUCUACCAGUAGCGGAAGUAAUAACAGCCAGGUUUGGGUGACACAGCGAGGAGAAAACCCAAAUACUUUUCCCAUGCGAGUCAAGUCUCAGUCAGGGGGUGCCACUGUUGAAAAAGUGCGGAAAUUGAAGCCUGGUCAGCUAACCAAGACUGUGUCAGUCCCCAUGGACAUGAAAAUGGAAGAGUUUAAAAAAGCUUUCCGACACAUCAAAGUGUUUGUGACUUAUGCUAAUGAUAGCAAGCAGCAUAGCCAUCAGGUUUUGAGUCUUUGCAACUGUCUGGAUCGUAAUGGGUUUUCUUGCUGUGUUGAUGUUUACUCACAACGUGAAUCAAAUCCUGAAGAAAAACAGGCAUCACGUGAUUGGUGUACUCGCAAGUUCAGAGAGGCUGACUUCAUCUUGGUGUGCUUGUCACCACAAUAUGUGCGAGAGAUUCAGAUGGUCAGCAAGGCAUCAGAUGCAAACUCUCAGACCUGGCAGCAUGCAGCGCACAUCUACCACCUCAUGCAGCAAGAGUAUGAGAGGACCCGUCGCACCUCACGCUUUGUUCCAUUGUUCUUUGAGGGUUUAAAGCUCGAGGGCACCCCGUCUUGGCUAACUCACCAUCUGGUGUAUCACUGGCCACAGCAGUACAAGGACCUGUUGUGGAUGCUGACCAAACCAGAGGAGCGCAUCAAACCUCGUUCGAAAGCAGAGAAGAACUGCUCCAUGUUAAAAAACGGGCAUUGCAUGCCAGUGCUAUCAUCGUCAGGCUAUUGAUUAGCUGUGGAUGAUCAGGGUGCCAAAAAUUAAGACUGUGAAAGAAUGAACCUUAAUGUAUUUUUAUUUUGGGAGCUUUGAUCAUCACAGAAGGAAAAAAGACCUUUUUUGUCUAAACAUUUCUUUGUCUUUACAGCAGAUUAGGUUGUCCAAAAAUUACAAUGAUGGAGUUUAAUGCAAUAUAAUUCUACAAAAUGCUAUUUUUCAAUGGUCAUUCCAUUUUUAAUUCUCAUUUUUCUUCAUUUAUUUACUUAUUUGUUUAUUAUAUUUAUUUCUUUUCAUUGCUGAGAACAGAAUCUAUAUAUAUUGGAUAGAGCAGUCCAGUGCGUAAUAGAUGUGUGUUUAUUACCAAAACAGUGAGGAUUGGGUUCCUGGGUUCUGAUUUCAUAUAAGAUACACUGUUCUUUUACUAUAUGCGACAUUUGUUUACAAGUCUAGUACUUUGCCUUAAUUUAGUAGCUGGCUUAAUAUGGAACACAACAUACCCUAUUCCCCCUUAUCUUGGUGGUGCAAUGGAUUGUAUCAGCAAAGAGUGAUGUAGAAAGCAGCAUGAUAUGGAUUUCUAUUUUGGUUAUGACAUAUUUCAGUCUUUUGCUAUGUUUAUCAUUAGUACUUUCUCAAAAACAUUGUUUGCUACAUGGAAAGAUAUUCUGACCAAGUGAUCAGUAGAAAUUUCUGAAAUUAGAUAUUUACUGACAAUAAUUCAGUUGUAUUUGUACAGUUUAUAUAUAUAUACACACACAUACAUGCAUAUUGUGUGUGUGUUUGUAUGAUCAUUAGGGAGAUUGAAUGAUCUGGACUACAUCCUGUUCCUCGGAUUCAUACCCUGCUCAGCUCCUUUUACAUGUCUGCACACUUUCAUGCUAGAGUAGUUUUAUUCCUCUCUCACCUGCACAGUUACAUACACAAGAAAUACAUAGCAGUAGCGUACAACAAAAGAUUUUUUUCUGCAGGAAUGCAGCAAAGCUCAUUUCCCAUUUCAGAAUUGAAAUAUAUAUAUAUGAAUGCAAAGUGUUUGAUAAUACAGGUUAACAGACACUUUCACUAUACCUGUAAGUGUUGUUUUACUAUGACUUCAAGUCACUUAAGAGUUUCCCCCAGUCUUUUUCAAUCACUGACCUGUGUAGUCGCAGGCUUUGAAGUCUACACUUGAUUGUCUUCGGCGUAGCUAAGCAAACACAGUUGCCAUUCUAUACAUGUGUGCUGUAGGUAACAACAGUCUCAUUCCAUAGACUUCCAGUCCACUGCGAUAGCACUGGCCAGUAAAGACUACCAGAUCAUUUUUCUUGGUUUUCUCCAACAGUGCACUUGCUUUUUUGCUUGUCAGUGCAUGACAGUGGGAUUUGAUUUAUGCACCACCAUAUCGUUUGCUGAAUAUAAGGAAACAUGGAAGCUGCACAUAUAUAUCUGUAAUUUGACACUGUUAUAUCCCUGGUCAGCUAAGAAACUCAAAGGUGGUCUGCACGGAUAUCUCAACAAUUACACUUCAUUACUGUUUUGCCCUAAGGCAGUAGAGCCACAGUCUGCAAGUGCCAGUAAAUAAUGUUUACAUUAAGAAUGAUCCAGACUAGCUGUUUGCAAAUGACAACAUUCAGCGAUAAUCCCUGCCGUAUUGCAAACUUUGUUUAUAUUGGCCACCAGUAUGUGUUUUGAAACUGGCUCUCUUUCUUCAUGUGAUGGCAUCAUAAUAGCGAAAGCUGUAGAAGUAUGGGUAUAUAGAGGAUUUGUUUUUAAUUUUAGAAAUGCUCCUUGAUGUGGAUUAAAGAAAGUUGAUAAUAUUUGAUGUGCAUUUUUUGGCUGUUAGUGUGAGUAAACCUUGGUUUACUGCUUUCUAUCAAACAUUUUUGACCAAAAGGUCCAGUAAUAAGUGGACAGUGUUGACUCAUUAUUAUGUUGUCAUUGCGAUAAACUGUUACAUUUUGGAAUCUUAAUUGUUGUAGUGUCUUCAUGACGAAUUGUUUCAUGAUGGAAUCUAUAUUGUUGUACUAGUCAGCAAGUGAGUGGUUAUCUUGCAGUGAUCAAGAAUUUUCUUUAGUCCAUUGUGGCCUUCUGUUUGAUCAUUUCCCAGGAACAUCCUGACUUUUUUUCAGCUGUUGCGAGGACUUUGCCUUGAGGAGUAAGUGCUUGCUUGUAACAGCUGUUAACAUGGUGCUUUUGCACCCCACCAGUAUGUGCUUUGGAGCUGCCUAGUUUUUUCUGUGUGACAUACAAGCUUAUUGACAACAGGCAGUUGCAGUUCUCAACUGCUGUAAACUUAAAUGGUAUUGGAAAAAAUGUUGAUGUUUAUUACUACUGAUGUACACAUUCCUUAUUAACAACUUUUUAAGUUAAGCCUUUGGCUUGUAGGAUGUAUAGAAGUUUGGUUGUCUGACCACAACUGAUGGAUCAAAACUGUAAAUUACUCUGCUUGGCCUUGGCCAGGUCUUUUUCUCUUCAGUAACCAUGAUUAUCUGGAUUUUUUCCUGGCUUUUUUUGUGCAAGCAGCAUAUGGGUUUGCAGUUUCUGUUCAAUUAUCACAAUGAAGCAUGUUAUGUGGAGGCAAUAAUAAAAAAUAUGUAAAUUUAUUUUGUUUCCAGACUACAAAUAAGAAAAUUUUCCAGUUAGACAUUAGCUUUGCUGCCAGUGUAUGUUCAUACUGAUGUCAGGUGUAAAACAUUUCUGUUAUGUUGACAAAAUUUCUUUCAGUGCCUUUCAAAAGCUCAGUAGAACAUUCUGUCAGCAUAUGAAGAUAAAAGCAUUCAACUGUUGUGUUAGGCAUCCAAGUAGUACCUAGAGACCAGCUGUACAUGAAGAUAUCAAAUAACGUACAAUUCAGGCACCGAUUUAUCAGAAAUGCCCUAAAUAAUGGGAAGGGAAACUGCAAAAAGACAUGGCCAAAAAAUAUUCCAAUUGCUUUUGAUUUCAUAAUUAUUUAAAUUAAUAUGCUUUCAUAGUGCAUAAAGCUUAUUUUAUAUUCACUUGUGCGAAGUUUAAAUUGGCUUUUCUAGCUUCAUGUGAGUGCAUGCACACACAUUUAUUACUCACCCUUUAAACACUCCUCAUUUUGCAUUGGUUUCCUUGCUGCCAUACUGCAAAACCAAAUCUCUUUGAAGUUUAUAGGACCUUUGUGUACAGAAAGAUGUGAAUGCUUACACAGUCCGUCAGUGGAUGGGUUGAUGUAUGUAUUCCCACUCUGUUGCUGUUCAGAAAAGUACCUGGAGUACAGUCGAAAUUUAGAGGCAAGUUUAUAUGCGGAAAUGUGAAUCCUUGCUGUAGAAGGUAAAAAAAGCUUUAUGUGCAUUACUUUGGUGAAGGAGAUGGGGACUGAGAAUUGGAGGAUGUUGUUUUAAUGAAACUUUAGUCAAGCUUUCUGUUCAUUGUAUCACUAGUAGAAGGUUAGGGACCAGGAGAUUUAGGUGAAAGGUGAGUAUUCGACACAUGUUCAUCACAGAAUUUGGAGGGUUGUAUGGUGCCAGUGGUGAUGAGUCUCAUAACAACAUAGUAGAACAUUACAUUUAAAACCUCACCACACUUCCUUUGUUUAUUGAAUACUAAGCCUAUGAAAAUAUUUCUAAAAGAUUUUUCCUUUCCAGUUAAAUUGUUUAUAUGUCUGUUGGAGCAUACCAAGCCGUAAGUGAUUGUCUCCCUUUUUUUAGUGAAAAUCUGUUUUCAUUGUUUCACAAGGUGACUACUAUCUGUGAUGCAAUAUUGUAUGUGUACAGCUGUAAUGGAUGGAUUGAAGUUAAUUGCCUUUGAUGUUACAAAAUAGCCAGGUGAUAGAUGCUUUUAUAUCUGGCUUUAUUUUGAAAAAAUUGGUGUAUUUGUCAUGCCUGUUCUUUUCUCAUAUUUUGGUUGUUGCUUCCUUCAUGGAGGCACAUGUAAUAAUUGACAGUUUUGUGGUUAUCUCAAAGAUGAGAUACUAUAAGCUCAUAGUUUUUUAAGUAAUGACUGAUGAUGAAAGUCAAAACCCAUGGAAUACAUAUGGUGGUAGAACAAGUUUGUGUUUUUAGAUUUUCAUGGUCAAUUCAUUUUCAUUAAAUCAGCAUAUGCAGGUAACUGCCUUCUUUUAUUUAUAGGAUAUUCUGUAUAUUUUGUAUUUUUUUGAGUAAUCAGUACAGAACUAACUAAAAUUUAUUCACACAAAAUUGUGGAUUAACAAUUGAAACUGUUUGAUGUUUUUAUUGUACAAAUAGUAUCACAUUAGGCAAAAUAUUUGUUGUAAAUGUUAAACAAUCAAUAAACAGUUUAAGUUUUA
Messenger RNA from Pomacea canaliculata, 7419 nucleotides. RefSeq lists its product as uncharacterized. Bases 1014 to 3185 code for a protein of 723 amino acids. Gene Ontology annotation, biological process: signal transduction; positive regulation of canonical NF-kappaB signal transduction; humoral immune response. The record is from RefSeq and is a predicted model, not a curated record. Gene Ontology annotation, molecular function: protein binding. The transcript has 7 exons. NCBI's taxonomy places the organism in Eukaryota, Metazoa, Mollusca, Gastropoda, Architaenioglossa, Ampullariidae.